ACGUGGCAUAUGAAGUGGGCACAGGACCUUGCCGCAAGCGCGAGUCAACAAGAGUCAGCUCUCAAAUCUGUAGGGAACUGUCUUGUUGGAAUGCGUCACAAGGCUCGCAUUCAUAUCGCCCCAUUUGUUAUUCUGUGCUGCAUCAAACAGUUGGAUGCAUUCGUCGAGAAAUGCCAAAAAUCGAUGGCCGAAUUAAUUGGAAAAAAUUCUAGGUCGCAUGAUCUAUUCAUCUGAAUUAUCGGAAUGGAGACGUUGAGAAUAAUUCAGCCGAGUUUCGUGAUUUUGAGGAAAGUUCUGCCUUAUUGAUGUUUAUGGUGUUCUUCGGAGCGAAGGGUUUUUUAAAACAUGAAAUUAUUUUAUGGACAAUUCCCAUUCUCGUGGGCUGUUUUAAUGCUAAUGUGUACUGAGGAAAUUGGGUCCGAGGGUAUAUCGUGCUUCAAGUGCUCCGUUGCACCUCUUCCGGGGGCUAGUCACAUUCAAAAACCUAGUCAAAUUUGCAGCCAAUUCGAUGGGAGUUCGCUGUAUCAGACGUAUUGCCCGAAGUCGACGCUCUGUAUGAAACGAACUAUUCAUCAUAAGCUGGUAAAUGGAACUAUAGUUAGAACAAGUGUGGAACGCGACUGUGCCCCUCAACUUGAUGUUUUUCAGUCUUACGACCACAGUCAACGUGCCUGGCAUAGUGAAGAGAAAAUUGUGCGAUCAGCAUACGAGGAGGGAUGCGUCGUAGGACCAGAUAAAGGCUCACCCGGAGGUCCACCUGAAUACUGUUACUGUCAAUAUCCAUUGUGUAAUCACGCAAGAACUCUCAACGGACAGAGUUAUAUAAUUCAUUUCUCAUUUUUAAUGUUCAUCUGUUCGAUCGCAUUCAGAGUGUCUUGACUGCUCGGAAUGAGUCAACGUUUAACACUGCUGUGAGUCAUUCAUGGAGAAAUAUAGAAUGUGUUGUAUGAUAUAUCAA
Diachasma alloeum is the source of this 958-nucleotide messenger RNA. RefSeq lists its product as uncharacterized. The transcript is spliced from 3 exons. The record is from RefSeq and is a predicted model, not a curated record. The coding region runs from base 346 to 879 and encodes 177 amino acids. Gene Ontology annotation, biological process: regulation of synaptic transmission, cholinergic; sleep; positive regulation of voltage-gated potassium channel activity. Lineage: Eukaryota; Metazoa; Arthropoda; Insecta; Hymenoptera; Braconidae.